Messenger RNA from Marasmius oreades (fairy-ring Marasmius), 1740 nucleotides. RefSeq lists its product as uncharacterized. The record is from RefSeq and is a predicted model, not a curated record. The coding region runs from base 75 to 1622 and encodes 515 amino acids. Lineage: Eukaryota; Fungi; Basidiomycota; Agaricomycetes; Agaricales; Marasmiaceae. The transcript is spliced from 5 exons.
CGAGGGGUUGAUAUCACGGAUAGCUCGGUCGACGGCCCUUGGGUGACAACCUGCUUCCCUCACCCACCGCUAUCAUGGCUUUCACUGGUUCAUCUGGAUUUUCAAUCCAGGGUUCCGCAUACAACUCCGUUCAAGGGAACCAAAUUAUAAACAGUACGACGAUCCAAGUUCGUCAGGAGAAGAAGCACACAAUGUACGACGAGUUCCAUACCAUUAUACUUGGAUCUGUCUGUAGGAUUCGGGAUAUAUAUCGGGAAGAUUACCUCAGACGAUUAGCUGUUGGUAAAAGGGAGUGGUGGGAAUUCGCACGUCCUCGAGUUGACAGAGCGAUCUGUACUGCCAGAAUACGUGGUGAAUCAGUCGACUCGAGGUUCACUGUAGUUUCGUAUACCGGACCAGAAGCGAAGAAGGCAUGGAAGAAAGACUUUCAGCGGUGCUAUAACGCUGUAGAUACAACAAAAAUGCAGCUGUUCGGUAUCAACCAGUCAAAUAUCCCUCUGUUGAUAUUUUACGGAGAACUGAUACCCCUUGCUCAUAUUUGGGAUAGAAUCGGAUCGUUAGGACGAAGUUAUGCAAUAACAUUGGCGUGGGACAUGAAAUGGAGAGUUUCUAAUACAUGGAUAGAUACCGAAAAAGGCACACUGAUAGAAGGACUUGAAGGACCCAACAACGACUCUUUCGAACGUCAACCAAUCCUUGGCAUCAAAAUGGCACUGGCACCAAGCGUUGAACUUCUCCAAAACCAUCUUUGCUUGGAAUACCUCUCUCGCUCAUCACCCGACAAGGAAUUCGACUUAUUCCUCAUCAACUUACUCGACCAGGCGUCUGCGGUUACUGUGGAGGAACUCCCUGUUACUACCAAUCGGCCGACUGUCCUCUCAGAUCAUACCAAUGCUAUGAUCGCAAUCGGUAAUGGAAUCUGGGAGGGCGCUGGGCCGUGUCUUAAAUCCCGAGUAACGAUGGCAGAUGGAAGAACGAGAUUCGUUCUCACCAACCGUACAUCCCCGAUGCUUGCCGUAUCCGAUUUGGCUGAUGACUCCAUGGCCUGGCUCUCGCAGGCAUCCAGUGUCUUUCACAAACUUGGGAGCUCGUCACUAAAUGAAGACCUCUCAUCCUACAAAUUCGUCGGACCAGCUAUCGUUUUAAGAGGAUCAGUCGAGGAGUCGGUACAGAUACGACACCCACAAAGUCUACCAAUUUAUUUCGACCUUCACCCACUCCCUCUCUUCCCCUUACUGGAACCUGGCCUAACUGUAUCCCCACAUUCUUGGUCUUUCGACGAACAUGGACAGACGUCCAUCCCAGAAGAUGAAUGUGAAUAUCUUGGACUUCCCACUAAGAUCUUGGUGACUCGUUCGACGAACUAUAAAGUAUUCUGGCCUACAGAGACAUACAAUUUAAUCAGACAAUGGCAGAUUGCGAGAGGGUUUGAUCCAACUACGACCGAGUUUGCGAGAUAUCUUGGGUUUCCGGCGUUGGAUGUCAUCAUACCCGGGUUGGAAGAAUCAUCUAGUACAUCACUGGAGACUGAGCAACUCGGCAGCUCAAUCUGGUCUGUUCUCACAGCCCCGUUUAAGUAUGUUGCCUGCGAGGAAUUGGAGAUAUCUGCGGCGAUGAUGUAGGGAGUAAUGCAGCGAUUACAUGGGUGAGGAUGGUUCUCCUUCAGUCCAUGGGAUACAACGAGAUUGAUUAGAUGGCUUGUUCGUGCAAAAAAAUAGUUUAUGAUAGGAUAACCAAGUC